Seriola aureovittata is the source of this 2034-nucleotide messenger RNA. Its product is annotated as nectin-2-like. Bases 121 to 1857 code for a protein of 578 amino acids. The record is from RefSeq and is a predicted model, not a curated record. The transcript is spliced from 10 exons. NCBI's taxonomy places the organism in Eukaryota, Metazoa, Chordata, Actinopteri, Carangiformes, Carangidae.
UUGGAAAGUUGGGCUGUGACGCCUCUCAUACUGAUGACAUCACUCAGUCAUUCACACACAGUCGGACUGCUCAUCUUUAGCAUUUAUGUCGGAGAGACUGAGCCUGGUUCCUGAUCAACCAUGGCGAAACAUGAUGCCAGAAAUUGGCAUGACUGCACAAAAAUGAUGGGACUGCUCUGCUUGGUCGCAUCGAUACUUACAGAACAAGCAACUGGUUGGCAAGUUGAGGUGGAGCCAGUAGUGGAGUCGUAUCCUGGCCAGACAGUGAACCUACGCUGUUCAAUCACUGAUGCCACUGGGAUUCAACUCACAAUGGUCACAUGGCUCUACGAGCCGAAGGAAGGGGAAAGGAUCAACAUCGCUGUGUUUCAUCCCAAAUUUGAUCCCAACUACCCCGACUCACCUGUGAAGGGCAGGGUCAGCUUCUCACCCAGGCCCCCAAACCUGGACAGCCCUUCCAUCCAGAUUAGUGAUGUUAGGAUGACUGAUGAGGGGAAGUACAUCUGUGAAUAUGCAACCUACCCAAUUGGCAACGAUCAGGGUGUCACCUAUUUGGUCAUGCUGGCUAAGCCUCAGAACUCGGCCUCCAUCGUAACAGUGGACGCAGGCACUAAGCCAGUCGUUGUGGCGCGCUGUGAGUCUGUAGAUGGCCGUCCCGCUGCCCAGAUCUCCUGGGUGACCACAGCCAAUGGCAAUGGGACAACAAUGUCUAAGCCGGGCGUCGACAACACAGUGACAGUGACCAGCGAGUACCGCAUGGUUCCCACAGCAGCAGAUAACGGGAAAGACAUCAGCUGUGUGGUGGCACACAGGACUCAGACCAAACCAGAGAGCUUCCCAUUGAAGCUAGCAGUUCAAUACGCCCCUCAGGUGACAAUUGUGGGUUAUGACAAUAAUUGGUACGUGGGUCGUACAAAUGUGGUGCUCACCUGCCAAGCAACCGGAAACCCCGUACCGCUCUCAGUCCAGUGGAAGACUAUGUCAGGAGAGAUGCCAGACACAGUGCAGAUCAGAAACAACGAGCUGAAGGUGCUGAAGGUGGACGAGGCUGUCAACACCACUUUUGUCUGCGAGGUCAAGAACCGCAUCGGGACCAGCAGGGAUCAGGUCACAGUCUUCGUCAGAGCAAAAUGUCAGCAAGUGGAGGUGGAGCCAGUGGUGUUGUCAUAUCCCGGCCAGACAGUGAACCUACGCUGUUCCUUCAAUGAUGCCACUGGGAUUCAUCUCACACAGGUUAUGUGGACCUACGAGUCGAAGGAAGGGGAAAGGAUCUACAUCGCUAUGUUUCACCCAAAUUUUGAUCCCAACUACCCUGACUCACCUGUGAAGGGCAGGGUCAACUUCACACCCAGUCCCCCAAACCUGGACAGCCCUUCCAUCCAGAUUAGUGAUGUUAGGAUGACUGAUGAGGGGAAGUACAUCUGUGAAUAUGCUACCUUUCCAGCUGGCAUCAAGCAGGGUGUCACCUCUCUGGUCAUGCUGGCAACUGGUCAGCAAGUUAAGGUGGAGCCACUGGUGGAGUCGUAUCCCGGCCAGACAGUCAACCUACGCUGUGCCUUCACUGAUGCCACUGGGAUUCAUCUCACACAGGUCGUGUGGAUCUAUGAGCCAAAGGAAGGAAAAAGGAUCAACAUCGCGAUGUUUCACCCCAAGUUUGAGCCCAUCUACCCCGACUCACCUGUGAAGGGCAGGGUCAACUUCUCACCGAGCCCACCAAACCUGGCUAGCCCUUCCAUUCAGAUUAGUGAUGUUAAGAUGACUGAUGAGGGGAAGUACAUCUGUGAAUUUGCUACCUACCCAGUUGGCAAUGAGCAGGGUGUCACCUCUCUGGUCAUGCUGGAAAGGGCAUUGAAAUAAUGAACAUACUGUGUCCCUAUCAUCAUUGGGUUGGUUACCCCUGGUAUCUGCUCAUAUGCAUAUAUUCAUGACGAAAACAAUUAUAUUUCUUGAGCUGUAAUUAACAGUUUUUUGUGUCAUGGAAAUUAUGUUUUUCCUUAAGCAGAAAUGAACUAAUAAAUGAUGAUACAACAAACA